Molecule: messenger RNA, 1471 nt
Organism: Hyla sarda
Lineage: Eukaryota; Metazoa; Chordata; Amphibia; Anura; Hylidae
Gene: CNR2
Product: cannabinoid receptor 2
Exons: 3
Coding region: 313-1383 (356 amino acids)
Biological process (GO): cannabinoid signaling pathway
Cellular component (GO): membrane
Molecular function (GO): cannabinoid receptor activity
Source: RefSeq, a predicted model, not a curated record
GCCCGCCCCUGGAUGUCGAGGGGAUCUGGGAAGAUGGAGGCCGUACCUGCAGGAGAAGAUGCCUGGGGACCCGGGAUCUUCGCCGGAGCCUGCUGGAUACUUGCCCAGUUCUCAGUCAAGAAACAGACACCACAUUAAGGAAGAAGAGCUUAAAACUAGACAGUGGUUAAGAAUUGCUUUUCUAUUAAAGACUGGAAAGCCUGUGAAGAAGAGACUGGAAAGCCUGUGAAGAAGAGACAGCAUCAAAGUUGCACAAUGAGUGUUUAUAACAAGUGCCUGCAAUAGCAACUUGAAAAAUUUAAUCAGUUUACGAUGAAUCAAUGUGGUACUGAAGCCAAUAGUUCUACAAGAUGUUCUACACAAGGCAUAGACAUCCAGUGCUACUUGAUCCUGAACAACAGCACACAGAAAAUCUUCAUUGCAACGAUCUGCAUUGUAAUGGGAGCUCUGUGUAUCCUGGAGAACACCCUAGUCCUCUCCAUGAUUUUUACCUCUUCUCUUCUUAGAAAAAAACCUUCCUACCUGUUUAUCAGCAGUCUGGCUACAGCUGACCUUCUAGCAAGUCUUAUAUUCUGCUACAGCUUUGUUGACUUCCACGUUUUUCAUGGUGCCGGUACUCGAGCUGUUUUUUUAUUUAAGCUUGGUGGUGUCACCUUGUCCUUUACAGCAUCACUUGGAAGUUUACUUCUUACAGCUUUUGAUAGGUACAUUUGUAUUCAUAAACCAUCUGCAUAUAAGGUAAUGGUGACCAGAAAGAGAGCCCUCCUGGCACUUACAGUAAUGUGGGUCAGUACCGCUAUCAUCUCAUACCUACCUCUCAUGGGUGUUGACUGUUGUAGUUUUGAAGUUACCUGCUCAGAACUGUUUCCGCUCAUUGGAAACAAGUAUUUGUCAAGUUGGAUUGUAUUAGUAGUAAUUCUUCUCAGCUCAAUAAUAUUUUCCUACAGCCAUAUUCUCUGGAAAGCACACAGGCAUGCAAGCUAUAUGAAGAGGCACAGUAUUAAAGCAGAAAAAGGACAAGCCCGAGUAAGACUGGACAUCAUGUUGGCUAAAACCUUAGCAUUUGUAUUAAUAGUGCUGAUUGCUUGUUGGAGUCCAGUGCUCAUUCUUAUGAUUCACAGCCUAAUAUACACAUUAGAUGCAAAAGUCAAGGCUGUGUUUGCCUUUUGUAGCACUCUGUGCUUGGUUAACUCCAUGGUCAACCCAAUAGUUUAUGGUUUACGAAGCAGAGAGUUACGACGCAGGUUGAUGAUAGUCCUCCGAAAUCUAAAAUGUCUGAGGAAGCUCUCAAAUAGUCAGCAAGACAUAAAUGGAACUGAAAAGAACAAAAUUGGUGAGGCCACCUGUGAUGACACAGUUUGUGAUACUGAAGUUAGUACAUGAUCACUAUCCAAACACAUUUUUUGCGCAGCCAUUCUGGAUGAUUUUAAAUGUGUAUGUUGGACAAGGCAAACAUCAGUUCCAAUGUAUU